GGUUGAGUACUUGGCCAAUGCGGCCGAAUUGGAUAAUGCCGACGAAUACGUCCUGCCGCGGCUGCAUGACUUAUUGGAUGAGGUAGACAUGCUUAUAGGUGCGACCACCAUCUCGCCAGCGAAGGAGGUGGACCCGAAUGCAUAUCUUGACUUCGACCAGUCUCAGCUUCGGAAGCUGUACAAGAAGUGUGGUCUCCCGAAGAAGGAGCUUGAUGAGAUUAUUAAGGCCAUACACGAUUAA
This is a messenger RNA of Sphaeroforma arctica JP610, 241 nucleotides long. RefSeq lists its product as hypothetical. The record is from RefSeq and is a predicted model, not a curated record. NCBI's taxonomy places the organism in Eukaryota, Ichthyosporea, Ichthyophonida. The annotation marks the transcript as partial. The transcript has a single exon.